Molecule: messenger RNA, 1972 nt
Organism: Leptopilina heterotoma
Lineage: Eukaryota; Metazoa; Arthropoda; Insecta; Hymenoptera; Figitidae
Exons: 2
Coding region: 132-1850 (572 amino acids)
Source: RefSeq, a predicted model, not a curated record
CUAAGUUGUAAAAAUACUGUCACUGUCUAUAUAGUCAGAUUUUUUAAUAAUUGCUAUAAUUAACAAUAGUUAAUUGAAAGAAUUAUAACGUAUCCGCAAAUUUCCGACAAAUAAGAAAGAGAUUCUAAAAUAUGAAUUCUUCCAAAAUGGAAAGAUUUCUGCCAAAUGAGUGCUAUAUUUGUAAAUCGAGGGACAAUUUAAAAAGAUGUGAAUGCAACAUGAUUUCUUAUUGCUCUGAGGAUCAUCGAUUAGAGCAUUUACCAGUUCACGAGACUUUUUGCAAAGUAAUUAAAGAAUUAUUAAAACAGAAAAGAGUGUCACACAUUCAUGAAGAGCUGAAAAUUUUAGGUGGAUUCGAUUGGAAGGCAAAAAAAGAAAAAAUCAGCCUUGAAGUAACAAAGAAAUUAGGAAGACCCAUGAGUCUAUUAGAAAAUGCAAUGUGGAAACAUCCGCGAUUGUGUUUCUUUUGUCGUCAAACAAGACAAGAGGAUUUAAAAAAUUGUCCUGAUUGUCCAGUGGCAAGUUUUUGUAAAAAGCACCCACAAGAUGAACUUCACAGUACGAAUUGUAAAGUGAUGAAUCGAUAUUUAAACAUUUUGAACACAGCCGAGGAAUUAAAUAUCGACUUGAAAUUUUUGUCUCCUACUUUUCCGUGUAUUGCAGAAGAAAAAGUAAAUCAAGUUAUUGACGAACUUACACGGACAUUCAAAGUAAUUGGCAUAAGGUCAAAGUGUUUUAAAUCGAGAUUCUCGAAAAUAGACCUAAUUAACUUUAUGGACGUAGCUUCGAAAAUGAAUAGUGCUUUACAAAAAGUGCACGACACGAUUCCCGAAGUAUUGACAAUUCACAUCGAUGCCCUUUUCUCUAAACACGCAAUUACAAAAAAAAAUUAUUGGGAAUUUCUCCUGCAUCUCAAUCCGCAGAUAAAAAAGUUGAAAAUUGUCAUCACUCAAACUGAAAAUCGAUACAAUUCUAAGACGUCUCUUUGUGAAAAUUGCAUUUCGGAGGAAAAAGAAUUGAUUGUGGAAUAUUCUUCAGAAUUUUACGAUGACUACAUGCUAGAUGAAAAUUAUCAAAAACCGGAUAUUCUAUUUUACUUGAAAAUCAACGACCAGUGUAAUUUCGAAAAACGAAAUCAGUGGAGUGAAUUAUAUUGUCCCGUUAUUUUACGAUUUGAUUCAAAACUAAAGUUUUGUAAAACACACCAUUUUCUCGCGUCUUCGACAGCAAAGUUUCGAUUCAUUUACGAAGGACAAUUUACAACACCUUUCAGUACAUUAUCCUCAAUUGACAAUGAAGACUACUUUAUAAUUUUGCAAUCAAAGGAGAACAAAGUACUCCAAAAAUCUAUUUAUUCGGCAAGAGGCGAAAUCUGCGAGGGACAAAUUGGCACAAUGACUGACAUUAACGAAAAUUCAAAAUUGGAAACAAACGAAAAUCUCUCUGAUUCAAAUUCUUAUAUCGAUUUAAGCAAAAUUACAAUUGAACUGGAAAAUACAAUCAUAAACGAAAUUGAGGAGGAGAAAAAUUCUAAUAACGAAAAAACGAAAAAUAGAGAAUCGACUAAGGAAGAAAAAUCCAAAGAUGACAAUAUGAAGAAGAAUAUAGAAGAACGCAAAGAAGGGGAAGAAGAGACAUUUAAUUUUUCCAAGUCAUAUGUAAUUGGACAUGUUUCGUAUCUCAAAGACGAAAACGAAGGUUUACGACAACAAUUAAAUUUAGCAUUCAAUGAGAUAACGAAACUACAAACAAAACUUAACAAAAAAGAAAAGGUAAUAAAGAAAUUAUUAGGCGUUAUUGUCGACUUUGAAGACACUGAUUCACAGUCUGAUGAAGAGAAGGAAAUUUAAAUCCAUUUCAAAAAAAUUCCUCUCUUAUCUUUUCUUUAAAAAAGAAUCUUCUAGUUUAUCAUUUUUUUGAAUUCAAAAUUCAAUUAUUACUUUUCUCUUCAUUUCCUAUUUUAUAUUUUUAG